Molecule: messenger RNA, 3916 nt
Organism: Xiphophorus hellerii (green swordtail)
Lineage: Eukaryota; Metazoa; Chordata; Actinopteri; Cyprinodontiformes; Poeciliidae
Product: tetraspanin-5-like
Exons: 10
Coding region: 1393-2118 (241 amino acids)
Cellular component (GO): plasma membrane
Source: RefSeq, a predicted model, not a curated record
UAUUUAAUUAUUUCUUGCACAGCCCGGUACCAAUUGGUCCCCGGACCGGUUGGGGACUACUGUUUUAGGGGUCUUGGAAGAAAAUGUUCCAAAAGAUGAAAGAUUUGCAAAAAAUAUUCUGAAUGUUUAACUUUUGGGCAUAACAGUGCGCAAAGUGCGUAUGAGGAAAUGUUUCCCGGAGCCUGGCCUGCAAACCGGAGGAUGCGCUGCUCAUCACCGCAGCUCCAUCGUUAAGUGUGGACAUUUAGUUUGUUUUCCAGUUUAAACGGCUGGAGCUUUUCUUUCAGAAGCUUUUCAAACCCCUCUGCAGACCUAUCUUCAAGCAGGAAAGCCUAAGAAUCUCUCCACUGCGGUGCAUACAGUUUUGUACCUGAACACAAUCACACAUUGGUUCACAGGCCACAUCUGUAGUUUCGUCUGCUUGAACAGCAACAAAUGGCGCUUCUAAAAUUUCAUCCUUGAUUGAACCUCUAUAAUGCAAUCAAGGAGCUCAUUCUGGCUGGUUUUGGAGGUGUAUUUAGCUAUGUACAUGUGUACUUGACAGGUGAUCUGCUAGCUCACUGUCUAAAAAAUAAAAUUGAUUAACUAGAUCCGGAAAAACACCCCGAUUCAGGGAGGACAAAGAUUCUUCAGACCCCCGUAGUGGUGGUGUAUAGUGUGCCCCACAAAAUUUUAUGCAAUCCACAAUCCGUGAUGAUGCGUGUUUUGUUUUUUUUGCACCAGCUUAUUGUGCCUCUGUACAGCAAUGCGGUGGCCCUCAUCCAGCUGACAGGUGAUGUUAACCCGGCCAAUUUCAAACUGUCUCCAAUGUGGCUUGUGCUGGAUUCAUGGAGGGGGGGUGGGUUCAAUUUUUUGAGACAGAUGUUUCAGAUCAACAAUUCCUUGGGUCCAAACUGUGUCUCCUCAAAGAGCAAACAUGGAAAGCAGAAAAGAGAUUUAUUAGCUACACUUGCCAUUAGCCACUCCUUUCGUUGGAACCAAGUCACCGAGAAACUACAGUUUUGCCGUUUUUCUUUUUGCUGGAUUUGAAUAUCCUCAGGUUUGUCCCCAACCUCUUCACCUGAAGUUUUUCCCUCAAAAGACAUUAAGGAAAAUGGAUUAUUAAUUAAAUAAUCCACCUCGUUUAUGCUAAUAUUGCUCCCCAUCGCACCUGCUCAGUUUACGCCAAACCACACACACUCGCACUCGAGACAAGUCCAUCCUGAUUGGAUAAAUCCUGUGGCUGUGGGCUGGCCCUGGGUUUACCAAAAUUAGCCCAAAUGAGCUGCAGACCGAGGGGGCGUGGCUAGACGCAUGUCAGUCAUUCUGAACCGUGAAUGGGGGCUGUCAGAAGUUAGCCCUUCGGAAAGACCCUGGGAUUUUCCUCAGGCGGUUUGACACCAGCUGCUGGGCAUGGCCCUAGUAGGGAUUGGACUGUGGGCAUGGAGUGAGAAGGGGGUCCUGUCCAACAUCUCUUCCAUCACCGACCUGGGGGGUCUUGACCCUGUGUGGCUCUUCAUGGUAGUUGGAGGGGUUAUGUUCAUUCUGGGCUUUGCCGGCUGCAUUGGAGCUCUUCGGGAAAAUACAUUUUUGCUUAAGUUUUUCUCCGUGUUUCUGGGAAUCAUCUUUUUCCUGGAGUUGACAACAGGAGUUCUGGCCUUUGUUUUUAAGGACUGGAUUAAGGACCAACUCAACCUGUUCAUCAACAACAACAUCCGGGCAUAUAGGGAUGACAUCGACCUACAGAACCUCAUCGAUUUCACUCAGGAAUAUUGGGAGUGCUGUGGCGCAUUCGGAGCAGACGACUGGAACCUGAACAUUUACUUUAAUUGCACUGAUGGAAAUCCCAGUCGGGAAAAAUGUGGGGUUCCCUUCUCCUGCUGCACCAAGGACCCUGCGGAGGAUGUGAUAAACACUCAGUGUGGCUAUGACAUCAGAGCAAAACCAGACUCGGAGCAGAAGGACUACAUCAAUGUGAAAGGCUGCGUUCCUCAGUUUGAGAGAUGGCUCCAGGAUAACCUCACCUUGGUGGCUGGGAUCUUCAUUGGAGUGGCACUAUUGCAGAUUUUUGGGAUUUGUUUGGCCCAGAACUUAGUGAGUGACAUCGAGGCAGUGAGGGCAAGCUGCUUCUUUACCUAAUGCUGGCGGAACUCUUCUCUAACAGCUUGAAUAUGAAACGUACCCCCGGCCACCAGUACUGUCAGCGAGCGCCGCCGGACAACACCCUGAUCAUCUCCUACACUCUACCAGCACUUUUUUUAAAGGCACUAAAUAUGUGAAAGGUUUUGUAUACAACUACUGUGUGACUACUGAACAAGGACAAGAUGAAGACUUUUCAUAGAUGCACUUAGCAGGUUCCAUCACAAUCCUACUGAAACAAACUCAGCAUUUUUCACUGGAGAAGUGUUGGCCGACAUAGAAGGCCAAGAUAAAGACUAAAAAAGCAACUGAGAAGACUGUUUAAGUACCACCAUGUGUACUGAAUAGAGGAAGAGAACAGCUAUCCUUACUGUAUCCAGAGUGUUUUUUUAUUGGUUAAGUCAAACUGGGUGGAUAUAUUUCAGGUUUGUCCUUGAACACAGAAAUGACAUCGUUUUGUUGCUCUAUUAAUGCCGCUGAUAAAAUACACUCACUUACCAAAACAAUUUAAUAAUCAAGUUAAAUCCCCCUGGGAUAUGAAUAAAAACUGACCUGAACUCAACUGAAAUUCCAGAAGGAAUGUAAUCUUGUCCACAUGCAGACCAGUGACAGAUGUGUAAAUGGCUUGAUUUGCAAGACACUUGCAUGUUUAGAACAAGGUUUGAAGAACAAGAGUGAGCAGAAGUAUUACAAGUAGUUGCUGGAAGAUCCCACAGUUAAAACGGCAAGUGAAUGUUAAGGUUUAAAACAUGGAAACAGACAGCAGCCUCACAGUUUAAUUCAGGUUGCAUUAUCUAGUCUGCAAAGGAUCACAGAGAAAUUACUCACCAUGGUGAACACAGUAAUGUAUUUUCCACCACUUUAAGAUCAUCUCUAUUCAGGACCUUUUCUAUUAUACCGAUAUCUCUCAUCAAGCCUCUAAAUCUGCAUUGUCCCAGAGGUCUGAUGGUAUCAGCCACAGCUGCCCUGAGGCUGAUACCAUGAUACCAUUGGCCCUCUGACCACCACCAGCAGGCAAGGUGUUGCCCAAGAACACAAUGAAUAAGACGGAUGGAGCAGGGGUUCAAAGUGGCCACCCACCAGUUACAGGAUGAAUCCCAUGAACUCUGCAAUUGUUUUGUAGUUUUACUCAGAUCUUCACCAUAGCAUCAGACUAUAGGUCCCAGAGCAGGCCCAGCACUAAUCCUUCUGCGGUCUUAAGAGACGGGGUCACUUAGACCCUACAGGCUUCAGCCUGUGCACAGUUCAGCAGGGUUGGACCAACUACAUGUGCAUUUUCACUAGGUUUUUUUUUUUUUUUUUGGUCAGGUUUCGGAAACUGACGGGCUGAUGCAGCCCCCCACUUUACUGCUGUCUGAUGUGACAUCUGCUGCGCUCCUCCUGAUCCUCAUGCUAAGACCGCGGAAGGGCUAAAGUGAGGAUGUUAGAUGUCAGCAUCACAAUACUGCUGUACUUAGAGAUGUUGCCAUGGAAAUGGUCACAAACCACAAUACAAUAGUGGCUGAUUUGCAGUUGUAAAUGAUCCAACCUGUUAUACAGAGGAGGAAAAUUAUCAGGAGUAUGCAGUGGUGUUGUUGCUGCUACCCAUCCUCUAUUGCCAAGCAACCACAGGCUGUGCAUCCUUUACUUGCUUAGCUGGUUUAUCAAAAGCCAUGUUGUCUUUGUGGAUUGUAAACAUUUAAACACAGAGGUGCUUCUGUACAUACCUGGUGUCUGCUAUAGGUGAUAUACAUAUCACUGGUCUGCAUGUGCACUUAAUGACAUUCCCAAACAGACCAAGGACCUCAUGUACAAAGGC